Messenger RNA from Rotaria socialis, 1329 nucleotides. The record is from the annotation of a GenBank genome assembly. Lineage: Eukaryota; Metazoa; Rotifera; Eurotatoria; Philodinida; Philodinidae.
AUGGCUCAUGCUUGUAUGUCAUCAUAUAAUACGUCUUUAUGGAAAAUGAAUCGCUCUCAUUGUCCGGCAUAUUUUGAUCGAAUAUCCUGUUGGCCACCAACAGAGACUGGUAUUCGUCGUAUUAUACCAUGUCCUGUAAAUAUAUUCCCAACGGCUGGUGAAAAUGUGUAUGCUUCGCUUUUAUGUAAAAAUGAAUCUCGAUGGGAGGAGAAAAGUCACUAUGAACUAUGCAUUGGUUGUACAAUAAUAGAUCCAUUGGAUGGAAAUGGAACAAAUCUGUUUUUGAUACCUGAAAGUUUUCUCGUCACUCGAAAAUAUUUUAUUAUUUGUGCCAAUGGUCUUUCAGUUAUUUUUUUGAUUAUUGGUAUUUUUAUUCUACUUGGUAAUAGUCGUCUUCGACAAUACUCAAGAAAUAUUCUUCAUGUUAACAUUUUUCUUGUUUUUCUCAUUCGAUCGAUCCUUCAACUUAUUGCUGAAAUUUUCAUGGAUAAAGGCUAUUUCACUCAUAAUGUAUUUCAACGAACUGAUAUAUGUAAUCGAACUACAAUCUACUUUAAAAAUCAUUUAGUCGAUUGUAAAUUAUUUGUUGUCUGUAUCAAUUACAUUAGUAGUAGCGUCGUACAUUGGUUUGUGUUUUGCGAAGCUUUAUAUCUGUAUCGUUUACUGCGAGCAAAGGCGAGCAAGGAUCAAGUUAGAUGGUAUAUAAUAACAGGAUGGUUAGCACCACUUUGUCUAACAAUAGCAACGUUUACAACACGUUUUCUAUUAAAAAAAGAUUUGCAUAGUUGUUGGUUUGAACCAUCAAUUUAUGAUUGGAUCCUUCAUGGACCAAAUGUAAUUCUUCAAAUAUUAAACUUUCUUAUUUUUGCUUAUGUAUGCAUAUUGCUUGUUCGAAAACUAAAUAGAACUUAUCAGACGGCAACUUUUCCUGAGCAUAGACGGUUCGCUAAAUAUAGUCGUUUAACACGCUCCACAUUAAUCUUGUUACCUUUAUUUGGUGUUCAUUAUUUUCUAUUCUUGUGGAAUACAAAACCACUACUAAUAUCGAAUGUAAUUCUCAUUCAUCUUACUGUGCAUACAAUAUCGUCAUCAUUGCAAGGCUCGAUGGUUGCAUUAAUUUAUACAGUAGUUAAUUGUGAAGUUCAGCGUGAAAUACUUCGUAGUAUAGAUCGUUGUCUAAUGCGCCAUUGUUCAUCGUGGGAGCAACCAAAUUUCUUUCGUAAUUAUAUUAAUAAAUUAGAAAAUGCACGUUUGUUUUCUAUUGAUUAUCAAAAACAAGUAUUCAUCCCUAAUCUAUGUCGUUAUACGGAAACAAACGCUGUUAUAUAA